This is a messenger RNA of Drosophila persimilis, 3372 nucleotides long. RefSeq names its product gamma-aminobutyric acid receptor alpha-like. The record is from RefSeq and is a predicted model, not a curated record. Gene Ontology annotation, molecular function: extracellular ligand-gated monoatomic ion channel activity; transmembrane signaling receptor activity; neurotransmitter receptor activity. Gene Ontology annotation, cellular component: membrane; neuron projection; synapse. NCBI's taxonomy places the organism in Eukaryota, Metazoa, Arthropoda, Insecta, Diptera, Drosophilidae. Gene Ontology annotation, biological process: nervous system process; regulation of membrane potential; chemical synaptic transmission. The transcript is spliced from 6 exons. Bases 675 to 2831 code for a protein of 718 amino acids.
GGCACGGUCCUAAGGAUUCCUUUCCUUUCGAUUCCGUUAUGUUUUGUUUGAUUGGUUUAUUUUUGUUGACGGUAAAAAAGGCUCGGGGCACUCCAGCCCCCCAAUGCCAGAAAGAACCCACAAUCGCAUGGAGUACUCGUGUUUUUGGGAAAAGCUCUUCCAACUAGCCAAACGAUAUACAAUCUCUGAUGACAGCUUAUGAUAGCUGAUGUUGGCUGAUGUUAGCUGAAGAAUGCCGCUGGCUAAUUGGCCAAUCAACAAACUGCCAGCUGCCAAGCCCAAGAAGUUCAAACAAUUAGAAAAAAAAGCCGAGCAGUGGCGGCGAUUGCUCGGGACGGAACAAGACAAACGGAACUAAUGCCAGCCCAAAAGGACCCUCAGAAAUUAAGAAGAAAACGCUCGGCUCGAGUGCAACUUCCGGGUGCAUAAAUGAGAACAAAUACGAGGCCAAGCAGAGCACAGGAAAAGCCAAGAAGUCCUGUCAGCAGCAGCAGCAGCAGCAGCAAGUGCUGGACAGUGGCAGGGAGCAGGGAGCAGGAACCAGUUAGAGCGACAAAUGCUGGACAAACGGAUGUCCAGAUUAGGCCACAAGCAGCCGAAGCAACAGAAGACUAAACAAUAGUUCCAGCAACAAGCUAAACCAUUAAACAAACAGCAAACAAAAACCAAACAAUAUGUGCACAACGGCAGCAUCCGGCGAUGGCGAUGGCGAUGCAUCCACUGACCUCAUCAAGGACGGGGUGGGAAUGAACAGGGGCAGGAGCCGGGCUCCCAGGAUCGGAGUGCCCCCCUCCUGCCAAGGACACCGCUUAAACUUGCGCAUAUUUAAACUUUUGAUUAGCUGCUGCGUUUUAAUGCUCAGCAUUUACACAAAUGCCUGGCACUUGUCCAUCAGUCCCGGCUCCGGCUCCGUCUGGGUCAUGGCCGGCAGCAUCAAGGGACGCGGUGACGCCCAUCGUCUCGAUGAGCUGGGCUCCAUGGCCCACACCGCCUCCUCCUCCUCCUCGCUGAUGUCGGCCUGGCUAACCCAAAGCAAUAACCAUGCAAAUAUCUCCGAGCUACUGGACAAUCUGCUGCGUGGAUAUGACAAUAGCAUACGUCCGGAUUUUGGUGGACCACCAGCCACUGUAGAAGUGGACAUAAUGGUUCGAAGUAUGGGACCAAUAUCAGAAGUCGAUAUGACCUACUCAAUGGAUUGUUAUUUUCGCCAAUCCUGGGUGGAUAAACGUCUCGCAUUCGAAGGCGCCCAGGACACGCUGGCGUUGAGCGUCUCGAUGCUGAAGCGGAUAUGGAAGCCGGAUACGUACUUUUACAAUGGCAAGCAGAGCUAUUUACACACGAUUACCACGCCGAACAAGUUUGUGCGGAUCUACCAGAACGGACGCGUCCUGUACUCCAGCCGUCUGACAAUUAAAGCCGGCUGCCCCAUGAAUCUGGCCGACUUUCCCAUGGACAUACAGAAGUGUCCUCUGAAAUUUGGCUCAUUUGGCUACACCACGUCCGAUGUCAUCUAUCGGUGGAACAAGGAGCGCCCGGCCGUCGCCAUAGCGGAGGACAUGAAGUUGUCCCAGUUCGAUUUGGUCGACUGUCCGGCUGGCAAUUUGACGGAUAUUGUGUAUAAGGCGGCGGCACCGACGCCGCCGCAACGGCCCUACAACAACAAGGACCUGUCCCACGCAGGACGGCCCAAGCCGACCGGCAAGACGCUGACCACAUUCGCGGGACCAGGGGCAAAGAAUCAGCACGUGCGCGGCACCGGACUGAAGCUGGACAAGGGUGCCUUUGGGACGGGACGCGACGCGGCCGGGGCACCGCCCACCAAUGUGGGGAGCAUCACCCUGGAGACGCACCAUCCAUCGGAGUACUCCAUGCUGAUGGUGAACUUUCACCUGCAGCGGCACAUGGGAAACUUCCUCAUCCAGGUGUACGGGCCCUGCUGCCUGCUGGUGGUCCUCAGCUGGGUCUCCUUCUGGCUGAACCGGGAGGCCACCGCGGACAGGGUGUCGCUGGGCAUCACCACGGUGCUGACGAUGACCUUCCUCGGACUGGAGGCGCGCACCGACCUGCCCAAGGUGCCGUAUCCGACGGCCCUUGACUUUUUUGUGUUCCUCUCGUUCGCCUUCAUCUUCGCCACGAUCCUGCAGUUCGCCGUGGUCCACUACUUCACCAAAUAUGGCUCCGGCGAGUGCUACUUCAUCAUCGAGGAGAUGGACUCCGACUCGGCCGAAACGGAGACGGAAGCCCCCUCCGAUUUCCGGGACAGCACCGAGUCCAAGAUCUACGAGGUGAUACCCCUCUCCAUGUGCACCAUCGACAUGCACCCCCCCUCCGCGGGCAGCAGUCGCCUCGGCAUGCUGUCCUCCAAGCGUGGCGCCACACGCAACCGCCGUCACGUACCGUGGACACUAAAGCUCCCCAGCUGCUUCGACUGGCGGCGAAGGAUGACCCCACACACGCACUCGCACUACUCCUCCUCCGACGAGGAGGAGGACGACGAACAGACCCAGCUGAGGGCUCACGAGGCGGGACCCUCCACAUCCGCAGCGGCAGCCGCGGCCGCAGCAGCAGCGGCAGCCGCGGCGGCGGCGGCAACAGCCGCCCAAAGCAGUCCGCCCCAUGUGGGCCGCCGACGGAUGUCCUACUACCGGCGCGAAGAGAUGGAGGCACGCCGCAAGGGUAAGCGCACGCCGCAGUACAACUCCGUCUCGAAGAUCGAUCGCGCCUCGCGCAUCGUCUUCCCGCUGCUGUUCUUCCUGAUCAAUGUGUUCUACUGGUACGGCUACCUGUCCAGGAGCGCCCGCAUCCUGGCCAACACGCAACCGAGCACCUGAUGUUACCUUUUAGCAAUUUAGACAGAGUCCUCGAAGAAAUCUACAAAGCGAUUCAGGAAGCAGACUCAUGAACUAAGAGCUGGAGAUGGAGAUGGAAAUGGAGACGGAGACGGAGAUGCCUAAUGGGUGCCCAUUACGAACACGAACACGAACACGAAUGGUAAUGGUAAUGGUAAUGGGAAUGGAGAUCGGCAGGAGGUUAUUUUGUAUAUCGGUUCAGAUUCAGUUUUCGCUCUUAUUCUGAUUUGCUACAGACAGAAGACAACGCUUUACAACGAUUUCUUUACGCUCUAAAUUGCUAAAGUAAAACCAAACGAAACUAAAACUUACAUAUCAGAGGACUCUCUAUGUAGGCAUUGCAUACUACCACAGAUAUGCACAUAUAUCCUGGGAUAUAUCUGCAUCUGCAUCUGCAUCUGUAUCUGUGUGCCAUGCCAAAUCUGUACAGUUAGCCAAUAAGUUGCUUCUUUCUUUAAUUUAAGCAAUUAAUGUUUUAGUUAAGCACUUUACAAGAACCAGCACAGAGCAGUUUUAGUUAGUU